AUGAAUCGACAACAGGCGGCGGAAAUGGCCUUGCAUGACCAGAUGAACAUCCUACCAAUCGUACAGUUGCUGGUAGUCUUCUCUGGUCUUGCUGUAUCUCUCCUCAUCACGUUUGUGGAUCAAAAUGGCAUCAGCGUUACUCUUCCGACAAUUGCCAAAGACCUCAAUGCGGAAAAUACCAUUUCCUGGGCGGGUACCUCGUCGCUGAUCGCAAACACAAUGUUCAGUGUGCUUUACGGACGUCUCUCUGAUAUCUUUGGUCGGAAGGUUGUUUACUUAUCAGCACUCGCCCUGCUGUGCAUCGCUGAUUUGCUCUGUGGCCUCUCGCAAAAUGCAGCAAUGUUUUACGUCUUUCGAGGCCUUGCCGGUAUUGCAGGAGGUGGCGUCGGUUCGCUGACUAUGAUUAUCGUAUCUGAUAUUGUGACCCUUGAAAACCGCGGAAAGUAUCAAGGGAUCCUAGGAGCAUCGCUGGGACUGGGUAAUGUGAUCGGCCCGUUUAUUGCGGGAGCUUUCAUCAUGAAUUCCACCUGGCGAGGGUUCUUUUGGCUCAUAUCUCCGCUCGCAGCAUGCUCCAUGGUCGUUGGCUUUUUUCUGAUCCCGAAUAACGCCUGUAAGGGUGGCGUGCGGGAGAACCUGAGCAAGAUCAACUUCUACGGCAUCAUUGCCUCAUCCAUUGGGAUCAUCUUUUUGCUUAUACCCAUAUCAGGUGGUGGCUCCUACUUCCAGUGGAAUUCUGCAAUGGUGAUCAGUAUGCUUGUUAUUGGAGCAUGCUCAUUGGUUGCGUUCGUCUUCAUCGAGUGGAAAGUGGCCUCCCUGCCGAUGCUUCCAGUGGUAUUCUUCAAGAACAAAGUUUUAUGUGCUUUAUUCUUACAGAGCUUUCUCCUUGGCGCUGUGUAUCAAUCGUACCUCUAUUAUCUGCCACUGUACUAUCAAAACGCACGAGGGUGGUCUCCCAUAGUUUCUGCCGCUAUGACUGCUCCCAUGGUCGGUUGCCAGGCUCUUGCUUCCAUUGCAUCCGGGCAAUAUAUUUCUCGAACUAAACGGUACGGAGAGGUGAUAUGGGCUGGUUUCGGCCUGUGGACUCUCCACACGCAUCGCGCAGUGAUCGUUGUCAUUGUCGCUAUUACCGGUAUCGGUAUCGGAUGGACUUUUCAGCCAACCCUGAUCGCUUUUCAAGCUCAUUGUACCAAGUCUCAUCGAGCGGUAGUAAUCUCAAAUCGAAAUUUCUUCCGUUGCCUCGGAGGUGCUUGUGGACUGGCCGUCUCCGCUGCUAUCUUGCAAGCAACACUCCGAUCAAACCUACCGAAUGGAUACCAGUACCUGGCUCACUCGACGUACUCUCUUCCCCCGCAGUCGGACAUAUCCGCUUCGGACUGGUCUCAAAUACUCGAUGCGUAUGCAAAAGCCUCAAGGGGCGUCUUCAUUUUACAAGUGCCUCUGAUGGGGUUGUGUUUCGCAGCCUGUCUCUUCAUCCGCGAUCGAGGUCUCGAACGGCCAAAGGAACCAGGGGAGGAGGAGGAAGAACGGAACACUGCACAACAGAAGUCAGAUGAAGAAGCACCUUCGAGUGAGCCUCCUGAGAAGUUCGACAAGGGCCAUAAUCAUGAAGCGGACGGCAGGAAGAGUUGA
Molecule: messenger RNA, 1629 nt
Organism: Aspergillus fischeri NRRL 181
Lineage: Eukaryota; Fungi; Ascomycota; Eurotiomycetes; Eurotiales; Aspergillaceae
Product: putative MFS transporter
Exons: 3
Coding region: 1-1629 (542 amino acids)
Biological process (GO): transmembrane transport
Molecular function (GO): transmembrane transporter activity
Source: RefSeq, a predicted model, not a curated record